AUGGUUGAGCCUAAAAUUUUAUGGAACAAAACGUAUAUGAGAGAUUUGGUUGUUCUUGGAGGCUCAUCACAUCCGUUACUUACAAAAUCCAUAUGUCGAAAUCUAACAAUUGAACAAAGUAGACUAGAUUCAAGAAAAUUUUCAAAUGGUGAAACAUCAAUAGUUGUACAAGAUAGUGUUAGAGAAAAAGAUGUAUUUAUUGUUCAGAGUGGAUGUGGACAUGUUAAUGAUAAUUUCAUAGAAUUAUUGAUUACUAUAGCUGCAUGCAAGACGGCCAGUGCCAAAAGAGUCACUGCUGUAUUACCAUUAUUUCCAUAUUCUAGACAACCUGAUGUUCCAUUUUUACCAAAUACUACGGGAGCACCUAGUAUUACAACAAAAAAAGAUGAUUAUACUUUUGAAAGUGCCCCAAGUACCCCAAGACCAUUAUCAAGGGAAGGAACUAAACCUUUUGAUUUUAUCAAUGCCAAUAGUUCUAAUAUAAAUGCAAAUCCAGAAAUAUCAAAAUUUAAAACUAAUACUUUAAAAACUCCUCAACCAAUUAGGUAUACACCAAAAUCAAUAGUUACAAAUGCAUCAUCUACGAAUUUUUUACCAGAGAUUGAUGCACAAGGUAAAACUAAAAGUGGAUAUAAACAAUGGAUAGCUCAAAACGGUACACUUAUAGCGAACUUAUUAGCAACUGCUGGAGCAGAUAGAAUAAUUACUAUGGAUUUACAUGAUCCACAAUUCCAAGGCUUUUUUAAUAUACCAGUAGAUAAUUUAUAUUCAAGACCAAUACUAAAACAUUAUAUAACAGAUUAUAUUCCAAAUUAUCAAGAUUGUGUUAUAGUAAGUCCUGAUUCAGGUGGUGCUAAAAGAGCUACAUCAAUAGCUGAUUCAAUCGGAUGUUCAUUUGCUUUAAUUCAUAAGGAAAGAAGAGCUAAAGUAGCAAAAGGACCACCACUGACUUCAUCAUCAUCUUCAACACCAAAUAAUGCUUCGCAACAACAAUUACAACGUCAACAACAACAACAACCACAACUUCAUAAUCAAUUACAACAGCCGCCCAAAAUGGUUGCUACAACUAUGCUAGUAGGUGAUGUAAAAGAUAAAGUAUGUGUUUUAAUUGAUGAUUUAGUAGAUACUUCAUAUACAAUAACAAGAGCAGCAAAAUUAUUAAAAGAUCAAGGAGCUAAAUAUGUUUAUGCAUUAGUUACUCAUGGAAUAUUUAGUGGUGAUGCAAUAAAUAGAAUUAAUUUAAGUCAAAUUGAUAAAUUAGUUACAACAAAUUCUGUACCACAAAUUAAUAAUGUUGCUAUAUUAGGUGAUAGAAUGGAGGUAUUGGAUGUAAGUAGAAUAUUCGCUGAAGCUAUUAGAAGAAUUAAUAAUGGUGAAAGUGUUAGUAUGCUUUUUGAUCAUGGAUGGUGA
Molecule: messenger RNA, 1410 nt
Organism: Lodderomyces pseudojiufengensis
Lineage: Eukaryota; Fungi; Ascomycota; Pichiomycetes; Serinales; Debaryomycetaceae
Gene: PRS5
Product: ribose phosphate diphosphokinase subunit
Exons: 2
Coding region: 1-1410 (469 amino acids)
Biological process (GO): 5-phosphoribose 1-diphosphate biosynthetic process; ribonucleoside monophosphate biosynthetic process; purine nucleotide biosynthetic process
Cellular component (GO): ribose phosphate diphosphokinase complex; cytoplasm
Molecular function (GO): magnesium ion binding; ribose phosphate diphosphokinase activity
Source: RefSeq, a predicted model, not a curated record